Cheilinus undulatus (humphead wrasse) is the source of this 2910-nucleotide messenger RNA. It is a transcript of the gene parp9, whose product is annotated as poly(ADP-ribose) polymerase family member 9. The record is from RefSeq and is a predicted model, not a curated record. Gene Ontology annotation, biological process: negative regulation of gene expression; positive regulation of type II interferon-mediated signaling pathway. Lineage: Eukaryota; Metazoa; Chordata; Actinopteri; Labriformes; Labridae. The coding region runs from base 155 to 2464 and encodes 769 amino acids. The transcript is spliced from 8 exons. Gene Ontology annotation, molecular function: ubiquitin-like protein ligase binding; NAD+ poly-ADP-ribosyltransferase activity; transcription corepressor activity. Gene Ontology annotation, cellular component: nucleus; cytoplasm.
UUUAUUUUCAUCUUACGUCCAAUUACACUAGUUUAAAAAUUGGCCUGCAUCCCGAGGGGUUGUUCAGGGAGGUCCGCACCCCUGUCCGGCUGCGUUUUUACUUUCUUUUUCUCCCUCGGUGCUUUCCACGGUGGUGGAUCUCGGCUUAGGAACCAUGAACUGCAAAUUAGAUGUUCCUCUUCAUGGGGAUGCUGUCAGCAUUGUCAAGCAAAACAGAAAGGUGUUGUGUGAUGUCCUUCAAAGCAAAUUUGGAUGUGUUGCAGUCCUUGAGGGUUUUGAUUCUGAUGAUGAGUUCAGUAUGGCACUGCAGAAAAAGGCCCUUUCUGAAGACCAGCCAAGGUUUGCUGUUAAGCUGCCCUCAGGUGUUCAGGUGUCUGUGUGGAAGUCAGAUCUUACCAUUUUCAAGGCGGAUGCUGUUGUGAAUGCUGCCAAUUCCCAGCUUCAGCACUAUGGUGGGCUUGCAUUAGCUCUGUCUGAAGCUGGAGGUUCAACAAUUCAGAAGGAGAGCGAGGAUUACAUCAAAAAGAAAGGUGAAUUGAAAACAGGAGAUGCAAUUGUUGCUGAUCCUGGAUUGUUGCCAUACAAGUGCAUUAUUCAUGCUGUUGGCCCCAGAGUGCCAUAUUCCUCAACACCCAAUUUGUCCCAGGCUGAACCGCUGUUGAAAAAUACCAUCUGGAGCAUUCUUGAUAGAGUGACACAGCACCGUCUGCAGUCUGUUGCCAUUCCUGCCAUAAGCUCUGGGAUUUACAGCUACCCUCUACCAGAGUGUGCAAAUACCAUAGUGUCAACAGUGAAAAACUACUGUCAGAAAUACUCUGCCAAACAUCUUCCAGAUGAGAUCUUCCUGGUCAACCAUGAUGAGCCUACAGUCCAGGAGAUGCACAGGGCCUGCCAUCAUAUAUUAGCCCCUCACUUGCCCAUGAGUUAUAGUCAGGCUGCAGGAAGUAAAAGUGGAGCCCAGACCAGAACUUCUACACUCUCUCUCAAGAUUGGAGAAAUUAAUCUGAUGCUGAAGAAGGGAAACAUUGAGGAUGAGAGGACUGACGUCAUCGUAAACACUGCAUCACAAGAUAAAAAUUUGAGCAUGGGUGCCAUUUCCAGUGCUUUACUGAGCAAGGCUGGUUUUGGAAUGCAAGACGAAAUACGCCGAGCACCUCAAACUGGACCUAUCACCAUCACAGAUGCCUACAACCUGGGCUGUAAGAAGGUUUUUCAUACUUUCUGCAGUGACAAGAGGGGACAUCAAUGGCAAUUAUCUUGGCAUGAGGUUCUCUUAAAAUCUGUAAGUGAAUGCCUGUGGAUGGCAGUCACAAAUAAACACAAGUCAAUCGCUUUCCCUGCCAUUGGAACUGGAAACCUUGGAUUUGACAAAAAAGAAGUUGCAGAGAUCAUCACAACUGCAGUGUUUGACUUUGCCCAAAAGUCCGCAUCUGCACUGGAUGUUCAUGUUGUCAUAUUUCCUUCUGAUAACAGCACUUUUCAGGCAUUUGAAGAACAGAUAAAAAAGCUCAAAGAAAAAAUGUCUCAUCCCAGCUUCAAAGUUGCAUUUUACAAUGGAAGUAAUUCCCAUGGCGUAAGGGCUCCAUCUCCACAGAUAAGCCUGACUGGCCCCUCUGAUGAAGCAACACGCGAGGCUGAUCGAUGGCUCCAGAACCUUCUCUUUGAAGCCCCUGCUGUUGUCCCUAUCCACAACAACUUCAUCUUGCACUUCGGGGAGCAAGAGCAGCGGCAGCUCUCCGACCUGACCAAAAGCGGCGUCUCCAUCGAGGAAUAUUUUGCAAAUGGCCGUGCGAGAAUAAUUGUGAGGGGGGAUUCAAAGAAAGAUGUUGCCGUUGCCAGGCUGCGGGUGGAGGCUAUUCUCUGCAAAAUACAUGAGGAGUUUGCAAGAGAUGAAGAGCGGGAAAUAUUCCAGCAGUUGACAAAGAAUGUGUCUUCUCGAAGAGAGACGAUGCACGCCUUAUCCACAGAGACACAAUACAGACAUUCUGUCUUCAAAGAUCUUUGGAUAUCAAAGGUGGAAAAACUGGAGAACACAGCACUGGAGAUGCUCUUUGACCUCAAGAAAAAACAGCUCAACUGCUCCACUACUCACACAAUGUUUCAGUGCAUGCCAGCACAGUUCCUUGACUUAGUCAGCCGUGUUGGAUUCCAUACAGAGUUUGCUCCGCCUAAAGAUCCAAUGUAUGGAGAGGGCAUCUACUUUGCACGCACAGUGAAAAAGGCCAUGGAAACAUGGAAGGGACAGAUGAAGAAUGAAGAAUACAUCUACUUUGUGGAGGCUGAAGUGCUGAUGGGAUCCUUUACGCCUGGUAAACCAGGUCUCAUUCUGCCACAUGCUGGGGGAGCAGAUCCCCACAAGCUGUACGACAGUGUGAGCGGAGGAUCCGAUAUCUCUGUCAUAUUCAGUGGGUAUCAAGCUCUGCCCAGGUACAUCAUCACCUGUCAGAGACCAAAGACGUCGUAAUGGUGCAGCUGUGUAAGACAUAUUUGAACAAAACUAAAUGUUUUUUUUCUCAAAGGGUAAUUUGAACUAAUCAAGAACUACCAGACAUUCUGGGGUAUCUCUUUAAAACUAUCGGAAAUAUUUUUGCUGGAGAAUCUUUUUUUCAAAGUUAAUGUUGUGUAACUGCAAGGUGAAAAAUAUGUUUUAAGUUUUUUUUAUCUGAAUAUAUCUUUGUUUCUUUUGUGUUAUUAAUAUGUAUUUGAAGUAGCUAGUGGUGGUAGUGUAUUUUUGGCAGCACAGUGAAUGAAAACACUGUUCAAGUACAUGUGAUCACACAUAAUACUAAAGUUAGUUUUUGCAGUAAUAGCAAUUUUUCAUUUAAUUCUGUAGACAAUAGGUAUGGGAAGUAAUUAGACAAACACUCGAUUGUAACUAUUAUACAACAAAUAAAGUCAACAAAAGUUGAA